GUUUAACUUCUGAAGGUUCUAUAAUUAACAGAAGAAAGAAAAUUCAAUGGAGUGUGUAGUUCAAGGAAUCAUUGAGACACAGCAUGUUGAAGCGCUUGAGAUCCUUCUUCAAGGUCUUUGUGGUGUUCAACGCGAACGCUUGAGAGUUCAUGAGCUUACCUUGAAAAGCCUCCCUAAUCUUGGAUCUGUAUCUUCAGAAGUUAGGCUCUUAUGUGAUCUUGAUCAAGCAGAGCCUACAUGGACUGUUAAACAUGUUGGAGGUGCGAUGAGAGGUGCAGGAGCUGAUCAACUCUCUGUUAUGGUAAGAGCCAUGAUAGAAAGUAGAGUCAGCAAGAACGCUCUCCGCAUGUUCUACUCCCUCGGUUACAAACUAGACCACGAGCUUCUCAAAGUUGGAUUCGCUUUUCAUUUCCAAAGGACAGCACACAUAAGUGUCUCUGUGUCUUCGGUCAGUAAGAUGCCUAAGAUUCAUGCCAUAGAUGAGGCUGUUCCUGUAACUCCAGGGAUGCAGAUUGUUGAUGUAACGGCUCCAGCUACACCUGAGAAUUACAGUGAAGUUGCUGCUGCUGUUUCAUCCUUUUGUGAAUUUCUCGCCCCGCUUGUGCACUUGUCGAAACCGUUUAUAUCCAUGGGUGUUGUGCCGACUGCUGCUGCGGCUGCUGCAUCUCUUAUGUCAGAUGGAGGUGGCACUACUUUGUAAGAACUUGCAAAAGUGAAAAACAAGUGUUUUCUCAUGUUAAUAUCUUUUUUGGUUUAAUGCAGUAAACUUUUCACAUAACACAAUGGUUUUAAUGUGAAAACUUGUGAACCAAUAGAAAGCUCUUCAAAAAUUACAACUU
Messenger RNA from Eruca vesicaria subsp. sativa (arugula), 839 nucleotides. NCBI's taxonomy places the organism in Eukaryota, Viridiplantae, Streptophyta, Magnoliopsida, Brassicales, Brassicaceae. The record is from the annotation of a GenBank genome assembly.